AGUCGGGAGACGCGGUGGGAUCCUGUUGUUGGAGAAGCAAACGCGAAUAGCCGGGUGAAGAAGUCUCCAAUUCAUGGGACGCAAUUGACCACAGCACGGGUCAAUGUGACACGAGUAUCGCAUGGGGCAUGCAACUUCAGUGACAGCCCUAGAACGUGAAGAAGCUCAGUCCUCGGAGGAAAUGUUCAAGUGCAGCACUGGAACCGCUGAACCUCUGUAAAAUUGUAACGGGUUCAUAACCAUCCACCCGGGUCAUGAGGAUCCUUGAUGAUGUGAGGACUGAGGCAAUUGAGUCUUCUGCCUAAUGCAUUGGCGCAUGAAUGAGGAGCGUAUGAACAUGCACCAUAGAAGGACUACUCUACCUAUCGGUUCAGUACAUUCCACAGAAGCUUGGGCCAGAGGAGAGAUGUAAAGAAACGAAAAAAAAUUCAGCCAGUGCCAAAGGAGAGCAUCUCCCCACCCUGCCCCUGAGUCCCCCAACCCCUCACCACCACCGCCAUGACCUCUGAACUAGGGAGCAGCCUGACUUCCAUGGACUGGCUUCCCCAGCUUACCAUGCGGGCGGCCAUCCAGAAGUCCAAUGCCGGGCACCAACACCACACUCACGGGUACCCCCACGGGCAUCAUGGCCACGAGCCGGGAAAGAAGAGUGCCCCGCUGGACCAGGGCAACACGCUGGACCAGGAGGAGGUGGCCCAGCACAGGGAUGGCAAGCCACCCUACAGCUACGCCAGCCUUAUCACCUUCGCCAUCAACGGCUCGCCUAACAAGAGGAUGACCCUCAGCGAGAUAUACCAAUGGAUCUGUGACAACUUCCCCUACUACCGGGAGGCAGGGAGCGGCUGGAAGAACUCAAUACGGCAUAAUCUGUCCCUAAACAAGUGUUUUCUCAAAGUGCCUCGCUCUAAAGAUGACCCUGGAAAAGGGUCCUACUGGGCUAUAGACACCAACCCUAAAGAGGACACACUGCCCACCAGGCCAAAGAAGAGGCCGCGCUCUGGAGAAAUGGCCUCCACCCCCUACAGCCUGGAAUCGGAGUCCCUGCGAAUGGACUGUAUCAUGUACGGAGAUGCCUCUCCCACUCUGGCAAUCAACACUGUGACUAACAAGGUAGUGUUGUACAAGACGGAGCAGGAAGGCAGCGACAGCCCCCGGAGCAGCCUCAACAACAGCCUCUCUGACCAGAGCCUGGCCUCUGUCAACCUCAACAGCGUAGGCAGCGUGCACAGCUACACGCCGGUCAGUAGUCACUCGGAGCCCUCCUCCCAGUCUCUGAGUUUAAAGCUGCAUCCUCCCCCUCCACUUCCUCCUCCUCCCCAGCCCCAGUACAACGUGGCCGAGGGGGACAAGCAGCUCCUCUUCUCCGACUUCGAGGACCUCAGUGCCUCCUUCCGCAGCCUCUACAAGUCUGUCUUUGAGCAGUCCUUCAACCAGCAUGGUCUCAUGGGUAUGCCCAGCGAGUCGAGCCAUCAGCCGCGGAUGUUGUGCUCCUACCAGCACUCCCAUGGCGGAGGCAGCAGCAGCUCCCACAGCCACCAACACGCACACAACCACAGUCACCAUCAAAACCACCCACCCCACCACCAACCACCCCACUCGCAGCACCUCUCUCCCCACGCCACGCACAACCAACACCAACCUCAUCAACACACUCAACACGGGCAGCACUCAUCUCAACACACACAGCACCCUCAACACCACCAGCACCUCAACAGUGGGCAGCAGCAGUCACAGCACCUCCAGAACCAUAAUGGCCAGCCAGCACAGAUGCCCUGCACCAGCACUGGUCUGUCAGCCGACUGGUACCCCAACCUGGACUGGCUGAAGGAGCGCUGUCGCAUCGCCGGCAGCUACAACUGGGCUGACGUAGACCUCUCUCCAUUCCAAGGACUGAAGGAAAGCAUGAGGCAGGCGGAGCUGAACAACUGGUCCCUGGAUCCAGCCCAGAUAGCAGACCUGUGCUCCUCCAUCAACCAGUUCUUCACCCGCACCAGGGUCAUCCCACCACAAGGGCCAUUGCAACCACAGCCACCCCCACCUGCCUGCCACGGCCCCAUGCACACCAGCAAGCCCAGUCAGCACAUAAACACAGGUAAUCUGUAUAUGGACUCAAGACAGAACAUGUCUUCAAUGAUGGGACCCCCGGGUUACCCCCACAUGCCCCCCAUGAGCACUGCAGGCUCCACGAUGACAGGGCACCAUGGCCAGAUGAACCAGCAGCACAUGAUGCCACCCGGGCACUACCAGAUGAGGAGGCUGCCUACCGAAGACAUCCAGGACGACUUUGACUGGGACUCCAUCGUUUAGAACUGCCCCAAGGAGAGGAAGAAAGAGGGAUAGCGAUAGGGAAAGGGGAUGGGAAGAGUGGAAGAGGAGUGGACCCGGCCACCUGCCCUUUGGAGAAAGAGAGACAUUCCAGAAGAGGAGUAUCAAUCCACUGAUCUUGGUCUUUUUAUACAAGAGUAUAGAGUGACUUUGAAGACAAUCAAACAUAGAGGGAGACAUAUUGUCGAGAAAAAAUUACAUUUGGAACGGUUUGAAUUGUCUCGUCUCAAUGUGCCAACAGGUUUAGAAGUCGCCAAAAAUGGGGACAAGCGAUGGUGAAGUAUUUUGUUUAAUAAAUGCUUCGAUUCUCGUUUCUUUCCACUGAAGACUCAAAGUGGAAAGGAAUGUUUGUGAUUUCCGACAGCUUUUUUUCAAGAGACAUCCACCUGCCACUAAACUGAAAGGAUGAAAAAGAUAGUGCCAUUGUACGUCGGAACAAACAUCCGGCAUCAUGCCAGUUAGUCCACACAGUAUUGUGACUGUUCCUCCCCGUAGCACCACUCCCCUAUCUGGCAGAAGUGAUAAGAAAUCCACAGAAUGAUACUUGCGCCACUUCCAAGAAAUACAGGUAGUUAGAAAUGUAGUUAGAAAUAUGACAAUAAGGGUAGACCAGAUAAAAAUGCUCACGCUAAUAAGGGAAUGACAUUGGGGUACGGUGGCUGUCGACGACAACAAGUGUCCUAUCUCUUUGACUGACUCAGACGCCAUCUUGUUGGUGCAGGCUUAUAUUGCAGGAGAGGUCACAUUAUACCACACCUGGGUUCAAAUGCUAUUUGAAAUCUUUCCCGCCUUGAGUGCGAGAUGGGUGGAGUUUGCACUUUUGGGACUUUUCUAUUGGUUCCAAAAGGCUCAAUCAAGCACAGCUGAAGUUUUUGAAAUGAUUUCUAAUAGUAUUUGAACCCAUGUCUGCAUUUCACCCAUUCAAUUUGUAUUUGAAAUCUAUGUACCGGUAACUUGCUUUAACCUUCAAUGGUUUGAUGAGAACAAAAAUCUUCCAGUGUAACAACUUUUGUGUUUUGUACGUCGCCACUUUCUUAACUCUGUGAUCAUGGUGACGCUGGGCCGAUAGUUAUGUAUGUAUCUCCUGUUAAUCCCUUACUGGUGGUGUUGUGGUGUCUACAGUUGUUUUGUUCUCUCUAUCUCGGUGUGUUUGUCUGAGUGUAUGUGUGCGCGUGUCUGUGCGUAUGUGAGUGCAUGCGCCUAUGUGUGACUGCGCGCGUGGGUGUUAGCGUUCAUCAGGACUGUCCUGUUAGUAACUCCAUGGUACCAAGCCCUCAGGGUCCCUGUUUCCUAUUUUAUUUCUGAAUAACGCAUAACCCCUAUUUCCUUUUGAACAUUACUGAAAGGUCAAAGGUCAAAUGGGUUUGUGUGUCGUUUACUGUACCUGUUUGCAGGUGUUUCGACCACUGUGGUCGAAAGAUGCGCCUAAUGUACCACGUUAUAAGCUACAGUGCCUUCAGAAAGUAUUCAUACCCCUUGACUUAUUCCACGUUUUGUUGAG
Molecule: messenger RNA, 3826 nt
Organism: Coregonus clupeaformis (lake whitefish)
Lineage: Eukaryota; Metazoa; Chordata; Actinopteri; Salmoniformes; Salmonidae
Product: forkhead box protein J3-like
Exons: 14
Coding region: 499-2307 (602 amino acids)
Biological process (GO): regulation of transcription by RNA polymerase II
Cellular component (GO): nucleus
Molecular function (GO): DNA-binding transcription factor activity, RNA polymerase II-specific; RNA polymerase II cis-regulatory region sequence-specific DNA binding
Source: RefSeq, a predicted model, not a curated record